GCCAAUGCAACUCUGGGCUUCGGCGGCUUGUUUGUUGUCUCUGGCCCAGGGAGCCCACGCCGUAACAACCUGAUCCAGUCCGCUAACGUCACCGAGCUGCACUUUACCAUCCCGACUCUACCGACAUGGUCAGAAGAACAAAUCAUGGCCUUCAGAGGCAAGGACGACAAGUCGACAAUCACAAACGGCUCUGUCCGCGCAUGGCUGAGCCACAACUUGGUCCUCAAUGAGUUCCUCAAGUCGGGUCUCGAGACGGCUCUGAUCCUCGAAGAUGAUGUCGAUUGGGACAUCCGCUUGCGUACACAACAAGUUCCACUCGCUCAAACUGCCGCCCGUACGUUGCUGCCGCCAGCAGGAGAAGAAUACCCCUGGGGUCAUCCGGACGACUGGGAGCUCUUCUACGUUGGACACUGCGGAGACUACUUUACAACCAUGGAUGAGCCCGUUGGUGUCGGUGUCGUUCAUCCUAACAAUCUGACCGACCUCCCUCACGUCGUCUACCCCGACAGCACUCUGCCUCGCCGAACCGAUCUACACCCCUUUACCUCAUCCCUCCUCACCGCAUUCGACGUACCCCAGAGAUCACGCAUCGUCCACAAGUCCGUCUCGCCACUUUGCACCUUUGGCUACGCCGUCACCCGCGCCUCGGCCAAACGACUCGUCGAAGAAUAUGCCCCCGUGACCGGCAACCGUGGUAACAUCGACCACGCCUACGAUGUCGCUAUCCUGACCGCUUGCCGUGACAAGGGCCUCCGCUGUUUCACAGUCAACCCAGAACUCAUGCACCAUAUGGAGGGCGAGAGUCUGAUUAGUAACCUGGACAACAAGAAAUGGCGCCCGCCCGUCGACAAGGCCGGUCUCAAGCAGACCUACUGGAGGGGUGAAACUAGCAACAUUGCAUGUGGCUUCUGGAGCAGAGACUUCAGCUGGAAUGGCGACAAGAGCAGGCUAGAAAAUCUGAGAGAGGAGGUUGGCCGUAAAGGCCAGUGCAUGAAG
Aureobasidium namibiae CBS 147.97 is the source of this 996-nucleotide messenger RNA. RefSeq lists its product as uncharacterized. The annotation marks the transcript as partial. The record is from RefSeq and is a predicted model, not a curated record. The transcript has a single exon. Lineage: Eukaryota; Fungi; Ascomycota; Dothideomycetes; Dothideales; Saccotheciaceae.